Messenger RNA from Jaculus jaculus (lesser Egyptian jerboa), 1128 nucleotides. It is a transcript of the gene Plekhf1, whose product is annotated as pleckstrin homology and FYVE domain containing 1. The coding region runs from base 185 to 1018 and encodes 277 amino acids. The record is from RefSeq and is a predicted model, not a curated record. Gene Ontology annotation, molecular function: phosphatidylinositol binding; metal ion binding. NCBI's taxonomy places the organism in Eukaryota, Metazoa, Chordata, Mammalia, Rodentia, Dipodidae. The transcript has 3 exons.
GCCUCGGCCCGGGUCGCCCCGGCGCGCAUCCGGGCGUCUGAGACCACCGCCCCCACCCCCAACGGCAAAGGAGGAUCACCCCCAAACUCCGACACCCCCCCCAGCGGUUCGUGCGCGGUGGACCUCUGGGGCGCUGAGUUUCUGCCUGGGAAGCUGAGUGGACUUGCUGAGGCACGCCGAGAAGAUGGUGGACCACUUGGCAAACACGGAGAUUAACAGCCAGCGGAUCGCCGCGGUGGAGAGCUGUUUUGGGGCGUCGGGGCAGCCGCUGGCCCUGCCGGGCCGCGUGCUGCUGGGCGAGGGCGUGCUGACCAAGGAGUGCCGCAAGAAGGCCAAGCCCCGCAUCUUCUUCCUGUUCAACGACAUCCUGGUGUACGGCAGCAUCGUGCUCAGCAAGCGCAAGUACCGCAGCCAGCACAUCAUCCCCCUGGAGGAGGUGACGCUGGAGCUGCUGCCCGAGACGCUGCAGGCCAAGAACCGCUGGAUGAUCAAGACGGCCAAGAAGUCGUUCGCGGUGUCCGCCGCCUCCGCCACCGAGCGCCAGGAGUGGAUCAGCCACAUCGAGGAGUGCGUGCGGAGGCAGCUGCUGGCCACGGGCCGCCCGCCCACCACGGAGCACGCGGCGCCCUGGAUCCCCGACCGCGCCACGGACAUCUGCAUGCGCUGCACGCACACGCGCUUCUCGGCGCUCACGCGGCGCCACCACUGCCGCCAGUGCGGCUUCGUGGUGUGCGCCGAGUGCUCCCGGGAACGCUUCCUGCUGCCCCGGCUCUCGCCCAAGCCCCUGCGCGUCUGCAGUCUCUGCUACCGGGAGCUGGCCACCCAGAAGCGCAGGGAGGAGGCCGCCGAGCAGCAGGGUAGGGGCUCCCCGGGGCGCCCGGCCGCGGCUGGCUGCGGAGCUUCCAGUGGCGACGAGGAGGACUCGGACGAGGACAGGGAGGCCUCCGGGGAUGACCCGUGGCCUAGCCGCGUGCAGUUCUACACCUCCGGUGUCUCCUGGUCGGCCUUCCACAGCUGACCCCGGCCUGCAGGGUGUGUCUGCAUCGGGCCAGCCCCACUGCCCAGGGCCCCAGGAGGGGGGCAGGACCUCAGUUUCUGUGCCCGGUGUCCCUGGACCUCAGCCUGCGG